Molecule: messenger RNA, 1272 nt
Organism: Arabis nemorensis
Lineage: Eukaryota; Viridiplantae; Streptophyta; Magnoliopsida; Brassicales; Brassicaceae
Source: the annotation of a GenBank genome assembly
AUGAGAGGAGCUCUCUUCAGAAAUGCAUCUCUCUGUGCUCGCAGAGUUCUCAUUUCUCCUCGAGUAACCCAUCAAACCUCCUCCGUCAAUGUUCCCUUUCUCGCUCCGAUCGCCGCUCCGUUUCCUCCCAAACACAGAUUAUUCUCCUCCGAAUCCGACUCUUCCGGUGAGAACCCGACUACUGCUCCGGAGUCUUCGCCGAUUGAGUCAACCAAUAAGAAAGAUCUUGGUGUUGAGGAUGUAGGCAACAAAGAGCUAAAAACCCGUAUAGAGAAGUAUUUCAAUGAGGGUAAUGAAGACGCAUUGCCGGGAGUUAUUGAAGCAAUUCUGAAGAGAAGACUUGUAAACAAGCACGAGGAGACGGAUGAUGAAUUGAUGGAGACAAUCGAGAAUCUACCUUUCCAAGAUGAUGUGAAGGAUGAAGAUUUUGAAUCUGAUUUCGAGGACGCGCAUUCUACCGACGACGAACUCGAAGAUUUGUACAACGCUCCCGAGGCUGUAAUGAAAAAGAUGAGUAAGGAUGAGUUUUUCAACAUGGACGAGAAGAAGUGGGAUGUCAUGAUUAAAGAAGGUAUCCAACAUGGGUUUCUCAAGGAUACUAAAGAAUGCGAAGAUAUUCUUGAGGAUAUGCUCCAUUGGGACAAGCUUCUUCCUGAUGACUUGAAGAAAAAAGUUGAAGCAAAGUUUAACGAGCUCGGGGAUAUGUGCGAAAGGGGUGAAAUUGAGCCCGAAGCAGCUUAUGAGCUUUUCAAGGAAUUCGAAGAUGAGAUGGUAAUUCAAUAUGGGGAUCAAAUGUUAGCUGAGGGACCUCCCAAGUUUGAUGAAACGGAUGCUUCCGACAAGAACACCGACUUGGAUGAUCCUCCCGGUAAAGGCGCAAUCCUUAGGUGGCAAUCAAGGAUAGUUUUCGCUCCUGGAGGCGAUGCAUGGCAUCCAAAGAACAGAAAAGUUAAAAUGUCUGUCACAGUAAAAGAGCUCGGACUCUCGAAGCAUCAGGCUCGAAGGCUAAGGGAACUUGUGGGGAAAAGAUACGAUUCAGGGAAAGACGAGCUGACAAUCACCAGCGAGAGGUUUGAACACCGAGAGGAAAACAGGAAAGAUUGCUUAAGAACGCUUUACGGGUUGAUAGAGGAAGCUGCGAAAGCCAACAAGAUCGCCGAGGACAUGAGAACUUCAUAUAUAAAACAGAGACUCCAAGCCAAUCCAGCUUUUAUGCAGAAACUACAAGCCAAGAUCACAAGGUCAAAAGAAUCAAAAGCCAUCAACGUAUGA